CCGUAAACUGGUUUAAGCUGUUUUUUUUUUCUUCACCUACAGUAGGCUCUGUCUAAUUCUCCAGACAAGUGAAUAACGCCCAAAAACGAGUUGUUAAUUAGCUUUAGUAAUAGUUUUUAUUGCUGCGGUUGCACUGACACACUAUUGGUGUCUUUUCUUACACCUGUGUAAACCUUUGUAUCCUAUCUCAUAAAGAGACGGCAGAUAUGGGAUACAAUUUCACUUUUUGAAUGCACAAACUCUUCUCGGGAAAAGAGUGCGCCAGAUAUCUUGAUAGGGAGCGGUUAUGGAUAAAGAGGGGCGUGACUGUCUGCGAGUGAAAUAUUCAGAGUAGCUCCUUAAAGCGAGAGAGUGCAGAGAGAGCGGAACACGAUCUGGAAGAAUCACAUUGAAUUGAAAUUACGAGAUGCACAAGAUGGAGAAUCCUGCAGGAUUGUGGAACACUGGAGGCUUCAGCCUUGAGAAUCAAACAACGAAAUUCAACGAAUCUUCAACAUUCACUGACUCUGAGUUUCGUUACACUCUCUUCCCUGUUUUCUAUGGUCUGGUCUUUGUCUUUGGGUUGGCAGCCAACUGCUAUGCUCUUUAUGUACUGCACCAUAUGCGUGAUACCAAAGCCAUGAAUGAGAUCUGUAUCUACAUGACCAACCUGACGGUUGCAGACCUGCUCUUUGUGUCUGCUCUGCCAUUCUGGAUCGGCUACUACGUGCAUAAAGGUAACUGGAUGUAUUCAGAUGCUGUCUGCCGUAUCACAGGCUCAUUUUUCUUCAUCAACACAUACUGCUCUAUCCUCUUCCUCACUGUCAUCAGUGUUAACCGUUAUUGGGCUGUUACUAGACCACUGGUGGCCGCUUCCUCUGACUGCUGGAAACGUGGAGCAAUCAUCUCGGCAGUUGUCUGGGUUGUCACUCUUGCAGCAGCAAUUAAAUACCUCACUGAACCUGGAGUCCAGGAGGACACAGAGAAGGGAAUUGUACGCUGUUUCGAGGGUUAUCACGUAAAGAGUUAUGCUACUAAAUAUUCAGUGGCCACAACCCACUUCAUUAUUAUUGUCCUGUUUUUUGUUGUUUUCUUAAUGGUCAUUAUCUGCAAUAUCUUGAUUGCGCAAGCUCUUAUGGCCCAACCAAUCAGUCAGCCUCAAGUCAGCACGGGUAAGCGGCCUAGCGGUACCAAGCGCAGAGCCUUGAGGAUGCUGUGUGCCAUUGUAGGUGUAUUUGUGAUCUGUUUCCUGCCCCACCAUGUGUUGCAGGGUCCCUGGGUACUUUCGGUGCUAGGCCUGAAGAAAUCCUGGAGCAAGGAGACUCACCAACUCCUAAAUGAUGCUCACCAGAUCACCCUGAUGUUUAUGGGCUUCAACUGCAUCCUGGACCCACUGGUGUAUUGCUUCGCCACAACAAAUUUCCACAAAUACAUCCAGGGUCACUUUAAAAAUGUCAAGAAUAACAAAAGCUGCUCAUGCAAUAUAGUAAGCACGGCUAUGUCUCUGAAGAGCAGACAUUAGAGCGAAUUAUGAAUGGUGCCAAAGAGCAGAAAAAAUAGGUCAGGAAUAUUUGAAAUCCGCUCCCUUGGUGUCUGAAUAUUUAAUCAAUUAUAAUCUUAUUUAGGAUUUUAGCAGGUUUGAUUUCACAAAAUUUUCUCAGUAGAUUCUGUUCGGAUUCUUAAUAAAAAAAUUGUCUGCUGAAAUGAUCUAUCUUGCAAUUGCUGCCUCUAGCAGGCAGAGGCAGGGCAACAACCAACCAACAGACUAUUUCACACAUAUAUAUACAAUUUUGUAUAUGCUAAGUGAUAUAGUCAAAAGACAAUAAUCGGAGUUACUGAUAACAGCAUGGAUCUCUUAAAUACCUACACUUGCACUGAAUAGAGGUGGAAUUGACCCCAGUAUCUAAAUGGGUCAAACAAAUCUACUAAACUAUUCUUGGUGAUGAGACUGUUUCAAGAAGAAUGAAAACAUGGGAUCAUGCCUUGAGAUACAUUGGUUUAGAAUGAGGAAGAUAAACAAGUGAAAAGGGAGCUGCCUUACUUGCAGAGUAGCUCUGUAAGGAGUGUUCUUUUGAAUUUCCUUUUGAAGGUUUUUUUUAAAACUUUUUUUGUCACACUGGAAGUCUUCAUUUUCUUCUGCAAUAAUUUGUCAUAAAAGGGGAACUUGAAAUGCACCCAUUGCCUGGAACUGCGCAUGCAGACCCGGGGAGAUUUUGGACAACAAAUUUAAUACAAUAAUUAAAUGCAAUUAUUACAGUAAAUUAAAUUUAUUAUACAAUGAAAUGAUUGUGUGACUCAAUAUUGGUUCUCAAUAGAAGUUGAGUAAAUAUUAAUUUGUUAACUUGUACAAAUUCUACAUCUAAAAAUUGUUGUUGUCAUUUUUUCUGUUGCCUUUUUAUUGUGUUCUGAUUAUAUUUAUUGAACAGAAUGAAAUAUACUCUUUAUUCUUAAUUAACUUAUACAAAUUCUACGUCUUAAAAUUGUUGAUGUCAUUUUCUGUUGCCUUUUUAUUGUGUUCUGAUGUUAUUUAUUGAACAGAAUGAAAUAUACUCUUUUAAGCUGAUGUUUGUAUUUUGAAUGUAUUUAACACUUUCAUGUAAAUAUGUCAAAUUUAAUAAUGUUUUAAAAAUGUUACUUAUUUCCAGUGAUAUCUUGGUGUUCUUUAAUGUGUUUAUAUGAGCCAUAUGUUUUUGGGUGGCAUUUGGUGGCAUUGGAGACAUUUAAUCAAUGCUCAGUGUUCACAUUUUACUUUCUUUUUUUUUUUUUUUUAAGUUCUCUAUCAAACAUGAAGUUUGUCUAGAAUGUGCUGUGUACUGUACUUUUUUUGAGUGUUUGAUUUAAAAAAAAGAAGAACAGAGUGUGUGAAACACAGAUCUGAUGAAAGAUUCUUUGUUUCACAUUUUAGAGAACUGCAGAUACUAUUGCAGUUCAGCCACUGUUUUUCUAUUUAUUAUUAAAAAGAAGGGAAAUCAUUGAACUUUGUACAUCUAACAAUUCUUUUUAUGUCAUGUAAGGCUAUAUCAGUACUGAUAAGUCAUAAUAAUAAUAAUAAUUAUAAUAAUAAUAAUAAAAUAUUUAUUCAGCUGUAGGUAAUCAUGUUUAGCU
Molecule: messenger RNA, 3084 nt
Organism: Myxocyprinus asiaticus (Chinese sucker)
Lineage: Eukaryota; Metazoa; Chordata; Actinopteri; Cypriniformes; Catostomidae
Product: platelet-activating factor receptor-like
Exons: 2
Coding region: 407-1501 (364 amino acids)
Biological process (GO): chemotaxis; G protein-coupled receptor signaling pathway
Cellular component (GO): membrane
Molecular function (GO): G protein-coupled purinergic nucleotide receptor activity; platelet activating factor receptor activity
Source: RefSeq, a predicted model, not a curated record